AUGAUGUUAACUGUUGUUAAAGGACCUUUAUGUUAUAAUAACAUCAAGAAAGUUGAUGGUGUUCAACAUAAGACUUUUAGAAAGGCAUGUUUUGCUAUGGGUUUCCUUCAAGAUGAUAGAGAAUUUAUUGAGGCCAUUAAAGAGGCACACGUUUGGGGUUCAGGUUUGUUCUUACGAAAGUUGUUUGUGACUAUGCUUUUGUCCUCAUCCAUGAAUCGACCAGCACACGUAUGGAGAAAGUCUUGGAAGUAUUUAUCUGAUGGUAUUCUUUACGAACAACGGUUGGUGGCAAGAAAUCAAGAACAUACAUAUUCAUACUAUGCAUAUUCAUACCGGGGAGUAUUAGUAUUUGUAGGUGCAAUCUUACCUUAUUUGUCAGUUACCAUGCUGCAUUAUUUCUUGCUGUCGCUUUAUCCAAUAUACAUUCGCAAUGCAUUAAAAUAUGGAUGGAAAGCUGGUAGUUUCUGUUUAUCUGAACAGAUACGUGAACAUGCCAUAUAUUUGACACUUACCGACGAGGAACUUCAACAACUGACUUUGAUGGCUAUUGAAACACUGUUACAAAAUAACAACAAAACAUUGAAAGACUAUAAGCCAAUGCCAUAUCCGAAAGAUUAUGUUGUUUCAUUCUCGGGUAAUAGGCUUAUUUAUGAUGAGCGUCAAUAUGAUCCUAUUGCUCAACAACAGCUAUUGGCAAGGUUAUACGGUUCUCUAACAGAUGGGCAAAGAAGCAUUUAUGAAGAGAUCAUGGAAGCCGUAGAGAAACAAAGAGGCGGCGUAUUCUUUUUAUAUGGAUAUGGUGGGACCGGUUUGCAUCAUGUUCUUGCAGGUUUUGCCAUGGCCAUAGAGAGGAAGAACCGAGGAAGGAGAAGGUUGCUACAGCCUGUUGCAUCAAGUGGGAUUGCAAGUUUGUUGUUACCAGGUGGAAGAACAACUCAUUCUAGGUUUAAGAUUCCAGUCCCUACUUUAGAUUCUUCUAUUUGCAACAUUAACAAAAAAGAUGAUAUUGCUGGGCUUCUCAAAGUUACAGAUCUAAUAAUAUGGGAUGAGGCUCCUAUGGCUAACAAGUAUUGUUUUGAGGCACUUGACAAGUCAUUGAAAGAUAUUAUGAGUGGAACUACACAUGGUCAAGAUAAGAUAUUUGGAGGUAAGGUUGUUGUUUUUGGUGGUGACUUCAGGCAAAUUCUACCCGUAGUACCAAGAGGUACUAGAUCUGACAUUAUUUAUGCAACAAUCAAUUCUUCAUAUCUUUGGGAUCAUUGUAAAUUCCUAAAACUCACAAAGAACAUGCGGUUACAAAGUGGUGCAGCUACUUCUACAACAGAAGACAUUAGGGCAUUUUCUGAAUGGAUUUUACAAAUAGGUGAUGGAACAUUAUGCGAGCCCAGUGACGGUUAUGCUGAUAUUUGUAUUCCCGAUGAGUUUUUAAUUGCAAAUUUUUCAGAUCCUAUUAAAGCUAUAAGUCGUGCAAUUUUAGCAUCAACAAUUGAGGUGGUGGAUGAUAUCAACCAAUAUAUCACAGCUCUAAUUCCAGGGGAGGAGAAGGAAUAUUAUAGCAGUGAUUCUAUAGACAAAUCUGAUGCAAAUAACUUUGAUGGAUACGAGCAUGUCACACCCGAGUUUCUUCAUGCACUCAAAACAUCCGGAUUGCCAAAUCAUUCUAUCAAGUUGAAAGUUGGUGCGACCAUCAUGCUAAUGCGCAACCUAGACCAAUCUGAAGGACUGUGCAAUGGGACACGACUAACGGUGACUAGGCUUGCUAACCAUGUCAUUGAAGCUAAAAUCAUUUCUGGUAAAAAUGUUGGUAACAUCAUUUAUAUUCCAAGAAUGUCUUUAUCUCCUUCCCAAUCACCAUGGCCAUUUAAAUUGGUGAGAAGACAAUUUCCAAUAAUUGUCUCAUUUGCAAUGACAAUAAACAAGUCUCAAGGACAAUCUCUUGACCAUGUUAGGUUAUAUUUACCAAAAGAAGUUUUUAGCCAUGGUCAAUUGUAUGUGGUUAUCUCUAGAGUUAAAUCAAAAAAGGGUCUUAGGAUUCUUAUUCAUGACAAAGAUAAAGAAGCUUUGACUAUUACCACCAAUGUUGUGUUCAAGGAAGUAUUCCAAAACAUUAAUUAG
This is a messenger RNA of Vicia villosa (hairy vetch), 2115 nucleotides long. RefSeq lists its product as uncharacterized. The record is from RefSeq and is a predicted model, not a curated record. NCBI's taxonomy places the organism in Eukaryota, Viridiplantae, Streptophyta, Magnoliopsida, Fabales, Fabaceae. The transcript has 8 exons. Gene Ontology annotation, molecular function: DNA helicase activity. The coding region runs from base 1 to 2115 and encodes 704 amino acids. Gene Ontology annotation, biological process: DNA repair; telomere maintenance.